Molecule: messenger RNA, 3021 nt
Organism: Fusarium vanettenii 77-13-4
Lineage: Eukaryota; Fungi; Ascomycota; Sordariomycetes; Hypocreales; Nectriaceae
Exons: 8
Molecular function (GO): protein binding
Source: RefSeq, a predicted model, not a curated record
GGCCACCAUGAGCCAUUCCCCUCAGAUGUAGCCGGACCGGACGACUCGAAUACCCAUCCCAGCCCCUCUGAGGCUAUCACAUAUGGCGCUCGCGAGAUACCCUCCCCUUCCGUUUCCUCUCCCGCUGCUAAAUCCGAUCUCCCUAAUACCGUCACCAUUCCCUGCCAAUACAUCGCCAUAGGCGAUGUCCUUAUACUGAAUGGCCGCCCUUGCCAAGUCAUCCGCAUCUCGACGAGCGCUGCUACAGGCCAACACCGCUACGUUGGUGUCGACCUUUUUACUAAGCAGCUUCACGAGGAACCCUCCUUCAUCUCUAACCCUGCCCCUAGUAUCAUCGUCCAAACUAUGCUCGGCCCUAUAUUCAAGCAAUACCGCGUCCUCGAUAUAAAGGAGGGCAAGAUCGUUGCCCUGACUGAGACCGGUGAUGUCAAGCAAGGCCUCACCGUCAUUGACCAGUCCAACCUCUACGCCCGUCUCAGCCAGGCUUUCGAGGCCGGCCGCGGCUCCGUCCGUGUCCUCGUCCUUAACGACGGUGGCCGCGAGCUCGCUGUCGACAUGAAGGUCAUCCAUGGAUCAAGGCUGGCAGGUAAUGAAACAGAGCAGACAUUCCGAGAUGCUGUUCGCACGAAUGAUAUAUUGGCGGUGGAAAAGGCCCUACAGGAACGUGUAAAUAUCAACACGCCGGAUGACGACGGAAGAACAGCCCUUGUUGAUGCCAUCGAAAACCACCACCAGGAUAUGGUUGAUCUCCUCCUGCAGCAGGAAAUCGACCUCAAGGCAUUGGAUAAAAAUGGCAAAACUGUGCUGGAUGUUGCCGUCUCCGACCCAGAACACUACCUGACAACCUUUAAACUCUUGAAAAAAGGUGCAGCACCUACGGAUAAUCUUGAUGAGGGCAUCGCACAACUCCUCUCAGCUGCUGCAAAGGGACAAGAUGAGGAAAUCAAAGCUCUGUUGGGCGGCUGUGUGAAUCAUAACAGUUGUGAUCGGCUCGGGUACACUGCCCUACACGAGGCUGUUUGCUUUGGUCAUUACGAGACGGCGAAAAUGCUCAUCCGAGAUGGGGCUGAGAUUAAUAAACCGAUCGCACAUGGAGGAGCCACAGCGCUGCAUGCAGCUGUUCAGAGGGGUCGUGAGCAUCGCGAAUUCCUUCCAGGGGCUCGAAGGACUACUCCGGCCCUCAGCGAGAACCACGUUAAAGUUGUGGCAUUGUUGUUACAACACAACGCCAACACUGAGCACAGAAGGUCAUAUGAUAACCUGACUGUACGAGAGCUCGUGUCUGAGGAGCUUGGGUUGGCCGAGAGCUUUCACGCAGCUGAGAGAAGCUGCCUUCAGAAGAUAUUGAUUCUUCUGAAUAACUCUCCUUCGCAGCAAGUGACAGGCAUAAGAGCAACCUGGCCAACAGAGCCGAAUGUGAGUGAUCGAUUGAAAGCUUCUCGGCUGCAGAUUCAAUGGCAUACCUCGAGCCGAGUUUUCGAAACACUUUCGCCUUUUGUUUGGGACUUGAUACAAUCACCCGAGCCUAGCCAUACAAGAAGCGAAGUCAGAAGACUUGAAGAAUGGGUGCGGGGUGGCGUGAACAACUCCAAGCCAAGAGAGUAUUGGAGAUGGGCACAUCUACCGGCAAAUAACGACUUGAUCCGCCCACUGAGUGGUAUGGAUAAUGAAACAGUCAAGACAUAUUGGGACGGAAUUAGAGCGUUCACUACCGAGCUCUACCUCGAAAUCAGAGGCCCGGCGCUCCAUGCCCGCUUUCGACAGCCUUCGUUCAAGUCUUUACCAGGGUCUCGCGGAGGGAUUUUCUCGCUGGUUGUGAGUUGGUGUUCUUCCAAGGACUGUGACAACAACUUUGCCAAUGAGGAAACCUUGAGGAGGUUUUAUCAUGAAUCCGACGACAGUCCAGCUAGCUUCCACGCACCAUGCGCACUGGAUCAGUCCUACUACCUAUCCCUUGACAAUUCGAGUGAUCGAGAUAAGGGUCAGGUCGUGAUCAAAUAUGUCCAGCGUCAAGAAAAUCUGGACCAGUCAGCCACGGCCAAUGCAAAGCCCAAGAGGCUUCUCAUGGUGAAUCAGAUGUGGGUCUGGAAAUUUGAUGCCAUGACACUUGUCACUGCGUUUCCCGACCGCCACCACCAAGACCCACGGCAACCGAUCCUCUCGGCCAACAUCUCCAAAGAUCUCAAAGACAAUCCACCCUCAACUAUGGGUUCGAUGAUAUGCCGUAUCCUGGAACAUGUCACUGGGUUCGUGGAGGCACCGAAUAAUGCCGGCCUGAGCGAGAACUUGUUUCACAUAUUUGAGCAGAGUAUAGCUUAUCGGGCCCAAGAGGAUGCGAAUUGCUAUGCCAAGUUCUACAAAUUGCAAAGAAAGCUGAGCAAUCUAGGCAAGGAGAAGGAGGGUACGAAAGCUCAGCACCAAGAAAUGAUGCAAACCGAAACUGAAAUAUGCAACAUCACAAGUGAAGUUGAGCACCUUUGUGAGAUCAAAGACAUCAAGGAUGAGUUGAGAAUGAUUCAGAGAGUUUUAGAGGACCAGAGGGCCGUUAUCGACCAAUACCACGCAGGCCAGGUAGAAGAGAACUCCAUCGUCAACGAUGGACGGUUCGACAAAGAAGAAGAAGUGCGGCUAUUAGGGGGUGAGGAGGAUGAGCUGAAACAUACGAAGAAAAAGAUUGAGCUUCGAAUCUCCAAGGUCAAGUCCCUUAUCGCGGACGCAUCUGCGGUAGAAGACUCACUCAAUCAUCUGCUCGAUCUCAAGCAGAAACAAGGAAACCUGAUCGUUACCCCUAUAUCGUUUAUAUCCUCGUUUCUAGCAGUCCCAACACAAGAUUUUCCUCAUUCGAAUGAUGGGGAAGUAGCCUGGGCAUGGUGGCAAGUCUUUGUCGGCUGUAUGAUCGUCGAGCUCCUCACGUUUCUUGCUGUUGCGCCUUGGAUUGAGUGGAAUCGCUUCGGCUUUAGUGACCCUUGGAAAAGACGCGAUAAGAAAAGACAGCAUGAUGAUGAAUCUAAAGGGAACUAG